CUCAGCUCAGCUCAAAAAGAGAAUGGAGAUGAUGAUGAUGCCAUGCCAUGACGAUUUCUAAUUUUUCUGUUCUGUUCUGUUCUGUUGAACACUGACGCGAGUUCGUAGAAGUUGUGUCGUGUCGCCGCGCCGCGAGUGUUGUUAUGGUGUUUAGUGAGUGAAAUGAUAAAUGAGCUGCCUUCAUAAAAUUUUAUAAAUAAUUGGCGUUCCUGUGGUAAACCUUAAAAUAUUUACAGUAGCCUAGUUAGUUUGUCAGUAAAAAAAUUCAAAAUGUUUAGUUGGCUCAAUAAGGACGAUAAAAAUCGACCAGAACUUUUUGAUAAUGUAACAGAAGGACUCAAAAAGAUCUAUAGGACUAAACUGUUACCAUUAGAAGAGGCUUAUCAGUUUCAUGAUUUUCAUUCCCCCAAGUUAGACGAUCCCGAUUUCGAUGCAAAGCCUAUGAUAUUGCUUGUCGGGCAAUAUUCGACUGGUAAAACCACAUUUAUAAAGUAUUUGCUAGAACGUGACUUCCCUGGAAUAAGGAUAGGGCCAGAACCAACUACUGACAGGUUUAUUGCUGUUAUGUAUGAUGAGAAAGAGGGUGUUAUCCCAGGAAAUGCCUUAGUUGUAGACCCUAAGAAACAAUUCAAACCCCUAGCUAAAUUUGGAAAUGCAUUUCUAAACCGUUUCCAAUGUUCCCUUGUAAGUUCUCCUGUACUUAAAGGAAUUUCCAUUGUCGAUACCCCAGGUAUUUUAUCUGGUGAAAAGCAAAGAGUGGAUCGUGGGUAUGACUUCACUGGUGUUCUUGAAUGGUUUGCGGAAAGAGUUGAUAGGAUCAUUCUGUUGUUUGAUGCGCACAAAUUGGACAUAUCUGAUGAGUUCAGAAGAUCAAUUGAAGCCCUAAGAGGUCAUGACGACAAAAUCAGAAUUGUUUUGAACAAAGCGGACAUGAUUGACCACCAACAGCUUAUGAGGGUUUAUGGUGCCUUAAUGUGGUCUCUAGGGAAAGUUCUUCAAACUCCAGAAGUUGCUAGAGUGUACAUUGGAUCAUUUUGGGACCAGCCUCUGAGAUACGAUGGGAACAGAAGAUUGUUUGAAGAUGAAGAACAGGACUUGUUCAAAGACAUGCAGUCACUGCCUCGCAACGCAGCUCUGCGUAAACUCAACGACCUUAUCAAGAGAGCGCGACUAGCCAAGGUCCACGCCUACAUCAUCAGUGCACUACGGAAGGAAAUGCCCUCCAUGUUUGGAAAGGACGGUAAGAAAAAGGACCUGAUCAAGAACUUGGGAACAAUCUACGAGCAGAUUCAGCGGGAACAUUCUAUUUCUCCCGGGGACUUCCCAGAUAUCAAGAAAAUGCAGGAGGUUCUGAAUCACCAGGACUUCACCAAGUUCCAGCCACUGAAACCAAGGCUGCUGGAGGUGGUGGACAAGAUGUUGUCGGAGGAUAUCUCCAGACUGAUGUCUCAGAUUCCGCACGAAGACAGCACAUCCAAGGUGGAACCACUCAUCAAAGGUUCACCAGCGUCUUCCGCAUCGCACGGUUUGAUUACCAAAGGUACAGAAUCACUGAUCCAAAAUAAUCUGGACAACGGAGGUUUGGUCAAAGGAGGAGGUUUUGAGAUCGUUCAAGACGCAGCGACACCCUUCGGCUACAAGCGAGGGGAGGGGGUGGACGCAGGACACGGUGAUCCUGAGUGGAUCGUCAACAAAGAGCGUUACAAGUACGACGCUCUCUUUGACACGCUCAACCCUGUGGAUGGGAAAGUCACAGGCGCAGCUGCUAAAUCGGAGAUGGUCAAGUCGAAGCUGCCGAAUUCGGUUUUGGGGAAGAUUUGGAAACUGUCGGACGUCGACCAGGACGGGUUUUUGGACUCAGACGAGUUUGCGCUCGCGAUGCAUCUGAUCAACGUGAAACUGGACGGACACGACUUGCCACCAGAGUUGCCUCAACAUCUUGUGCCUCCGACAAAGCGGUCCGAGCUGUGAGGCACGGGCCUGUACUUCUACUGGCGACACUUCACGUAACAUCACGACACUUUGUGCAUAAUAAAUUAUUUUUGUAACUGUCCUAAAUGUCACAGCAUUGCAUUUUGCCAGCUUAGUCGAGCUUUCAGCCGAAAGACAUGUGUACAUAAAUUUAUUGCUUGAAAGUUUAUUUAUUAUUUAUUUUAGCGGUACGUUUGCUGAUAGCCUCAGCACAUCUGUUUAUUUGGUAUUAUUUUAGUGUGUAUCGGUAAUUUUACGUUAUGUUGGUUUAUUCAGUUAUUACCAGUGUUGUUUAUUCCAAAGUUUAUUGAUCAUUAUUUUAUUUAGUGUAAAUAAAGUUAUGAGACUGA
Messenger RNA from Macrosteles quadrilineatus (aster leafhopper), 2321 nucleotides. It is a transcript of the gene Past1, whose product is annotated as EH domain-containing protein 3. The record is from RefSeq and is a predicted model, not a curated record. Lineage: Eukaryota; Metazoa; Arthropoda; Insecta; Hemiptera; Cicadellidae. The transcript is spliced from 8 exons. Bases 271 to 1971 code for a protein of 566 amino acids. Gene Ontology annotation, cellular component: intracellular vesicle; clathrin-coated pit; presynaptic membrane. Gene Ontology annotation, biological process: endosomal transport; clathrin-dependent synaptic vesicle endocytosis. Gene Ontology annotation, molecular function: molecular adaptor activity; protein binding; calcium ion binding.